CCAGUUCUCACAGUGGCCCUUUAUGCUAAAAUCACACUAAUCCAAAAAUGGGAGUUUAGAGAGCCGCUCUGAAAUAGGCUGGAAAAACUCUGCCGUGGUCUGGUUCACAAAAGCAAAGGACACAUUCUAUAAGCUCUCUCUGCUACAUAAUUUCUUAAGUUCCACAUCUUAAUUUGCUUUAUAAGUACUGCAGUCGAUCCCCUCAGAAGUUCUGUAAAAUUGUGGUAAUCAAGGAAAGGAUCAGCUUUCUGAGGGUGAUGUGACCUAGAGGCAGGUCUGAUUACAUCACUUGUUUUGGGAUGAGUCCGAGGAGCUUUAUAAAAAGCAGACCUGAAAGGAGGGAGAGAGACAAGGAAACAGAAGAGCAAUAAUUCAUUAGCAGAAGGUCUGCACGCGUGCCAUUUGCAGUUUGCCAGACACCUACAAGGGAGUUUCUUCAGAGUACAGAGAAACGUGUGAACUGCUGGUAUAUUACAAGUCUUUCCUUGAGAUGUCAGUCAAGAGCUGCAAUAGAGCCACGGUCACUACUGUGCUCCUUUUCUUCCUAAAGAUACAACUCUCGGUACCAGCCUCACUGAAUGGGUCAAAAUGGUCCUAUAUUGGUCCUGAUGGAGAGAACACCUGGCCGAAGAAAUAUCCAUUUUGUGGAGGAGUAUUUCAAUCACCAAUAGAUUUUCACAAAGAUAUUCUCCAAUAUGAUUCUAAUCUCUCACCUUUAGAAUUCAUAGGCUAUAAUGUGUCUUCCACUGACCAGUUCACACUGACUAAUAAUGGGCACUCAGUGAAAAUGCAUCUGUCACCUACCAUGCACAUCAGAAACCUCCCUUUUGAAUACACUGCAUCUCAACUUCACCUGCACUGGGGAAACAGAAACAAGUCGGAAGGCUCAGAGCACACAGUCAGCGGGAAGCACUUUGCAGCAGAGGUGCAUAUUGUACAUUAUAACUCUGAGAAAUAUCCAGAUAUAACAGCAGCAAUGGACAAAGCAAAUGGACUGGCAGUUUUGGCUAUUCUUCUUGAGAUUGGACCCUUCAACCCAUCAUAUGAAAAGAUCUUCAGGCACUUCCGGAAUGUGAAAUACAAGGAUCAGAUGGUCCAUGUCCCUGGUUUCAACGUUCAGGAAUUGCUUCCUGACAGACCAGCUGAGUAUUAUCGCUAUGAAGGAUCCCUGACAACUCCUCCUUGCUACCCCAGCGUUCUCUGGACAGUCUUCCGGCACCCCGUUAAAAUUUCACAAGAGCAGCUGCUGGCACUGGAAACAGCCAUGUACUGCACAGAGAGUGAUGACCCAGAACCCCUGGAAAUGGUCAAUAACUUCCGAAACGUUCAGGAGUUUCGUGAAAGACUUGUUUUUAUCUCCUUCCGUGAAGGUGUUCUUGUUUCUGUUGUGAUAGCCUGCAUUAUGGGAGUUCUCAUCUUCCUUCUAGUAGCUUGUUGCCUAUGCAGGAGGAAAAGCUGCAAAAAAGAAGAGAACCGAGAGGUCACCUACACACAAGGCAGGCACCAGAAGGAAGAAGCUAUUUCCAAACUAUGAUGCUGUGCUCUGUCUCGGAUGCCCCGCUUCGUUCAUAGCACUGACUGAUUCUGCACUAGUGGAACAUGACGCGCUCUCUUGGAGUGGAUUCCCUUGCUCUUGGCUAAUGAUAAGCUCAGAGUGUUCUACAAGUGUACCAGCCCAAACUUCUACUGGAGCCUUUGUUCUCCUUUUCCAGGGAGAUCUGAUCAGUGAACAUGGCUGAGGGCUAAAUUCCUUCCCACACUUACUUCAUGCUGGCUGCUUACUGAGUCUGGGUCUUUUAACUGAUUCUAUAGUUAAUUCUAAACUCCAGUUUUAUGGUUUGUUUAGCAAAGACUUUCCCACAAGUAUUCAAACUUGAAGACACUGAGCAAGGUAUGUGACUACUGCUAGAUCAGUGUUUUGGUCUUUGGGCAAUUUAGGAAAAGCACAUGAACACAAACAAGAUAUUUAAAAGGGCAUUUGUCUUAUUUAUCUUGAUAUCCUGCUCUUAUUUGUGGCAUGUAUAAGAAUGAUGUGAGAGAUCCUGCCAUUGCUGCUGCUUUUUAGCAUGCUACUUCCUAUUUAAUCAUGAAAUCUUGACUGAUUUCAGAGUACAUACAACAAAUCCAAUUAUA
Molecule: messenger RNA, 2133 nt
Organism: Tympanuchus pallidicinctus (lesser prairie-chicken)
Lineage: Eukaryota; Metazoa; Chordata; Aves; Galliformes; Phasianidae
Gene: CA12
Product: carbonic anhydrase 12
Exons: 10
Coding region: 491-1534 (347 amino acids)
Cellular component (GO): plasma membrane
Molecular function (GO): zinc ion binding; carbonate dehydratase activity
Source: RefSeq, a predicted model, not a curated record